GUGGGGAUCGGCGAGAGACGUGUUGAGCUGUUCUUUUAUUCGCUUCCCUUGGUGGGCUUUGUCGCGCCCUUCUUAUUGCCGGGAAGGAGAGCACCAAGCUCGCCCCUACCUCCAAUCCGUAACCGAUGGCGAGAGACCGCGAGACCACGACGGUACGCCUUUAAGAAGAAGGUGCUCCAGUUGGACCUGCUUUUGUUCCUCCUCUCCCUUCGACGCCUCCUGCGUCCUCUGCUUUCGAGGUAAAAAUCCCACCUUUUCUUGCUCUCUCCUGCCGGAGGAGGCUGCAUUGCCCUCGUGUCCCUCGUUUCCGACCGCGAAGCGCUCGGAUCCGUGGAGGAAUUCGUUCGCCGACGCUGAAUAUACGGGAAAAGUGGGAUCUUGAUCGUGUUCGAAGAGGGUGGAGGUGAUGGCGCUGUCGUUCGGGUGGUGGGACAAGGACGCCCACCGGGGAACGCCGGUGAUCGUCAAGAUGGAGAACCCCAACUGGUCCAUCGCGGAGAUAUCGUCCCCUGAUGACGAUGAUGAUGAGUACGGUGCCGGCGAGGAGUUCGCCGCCGCCAGAGGAGGGACGCAGAAGGGUGCGCGUGGGAAGAACGCGAAGCAGAUCACGUGGGUGCUCCUCCUCAAGGCGCACCGCGCAGCGGGGUGCCUCACCUCCAUCGCCUCUGCUGCCGUCGGCCUCGCGUCCGCCGUGCGCCGCCGCGUCGCGUCCGGGCGGACGGACUCCGACGCCGCAUCCUCCCCGCCGGAGGAGAGCCCCGUGCUGCGCUCGCGGUUCUACUCCUGCAUCAAGGUCUUCCUCUGGCUCUCCGUCGUUCUUCUUGGCUUCGAGGUCGCCGCCUACAUCAAAGGCUGGCAUUUGAGCGCCGCGGCCAUGCAGCGAUUGGUCCUCCCUUCGUCCUCAGGAGCCCGAGGGCUCUUAGAGUGGCUGUACGCCGGGUGGGUCCGCUUCCGGGUGGAGUACAUUGCUCCGCCGCUCCAGUUCCUCGCGGACGCCUGCGUUGUCCUCUUCCUUAUCCAGAGUGCCGAUCGACUCAUCCUUUGCCUCGGCUGCUUCUGGAUCCGCUUCAAAGGGAUCAAGCCCGCGCCGAAGCGCUCCAUCGGAGCCUCCGAGGACCCCGAAUCUGGCGGCGAGGACUACCCCAUGGUUCUAGUCCAGAUACCCAUGUGCAAUGAGAAGGAGGUGUAUCAGCAAUCUAUAGCUGCGGUGUGCAAUUUGGAUUGGCCGAGGUCCAACAUUCUGGUUCAAGUGUUGGAUGACUCCGACGACCCCACAACGCAGGCUUUGAUCAGGGACGAGGUGGAGAAGUGGCAGCAGAACGGCGCUCGGAUCAUGUACCGACAUCGGGUGAUUCGAGAGGGUUACAAGGCAGGGAACCUCAAGUCGGCAAUGAAUUGUAGCUACGUCAAGGACUACGAGUUCGUGGCCAUAUUUGAUGCUGACUUCCAGCCCAUGCCCGACUUCUUGAAGCGGACUGUGCCUCAUUUCAAGGGCAACGAGGAUCUGGGAUUGGUGCAGGCGAGAUGGUCUUUCGUGAACAAAGAUGAGAAUUUGCUGACCCGGCUGCAGAACAUUAAUCUGUGCUUCCACUUUGAGGUGGAACAGCAGGUGAACGGGGUAUUCAUUAACUUCUUUGGGUUCAACGGCACGGCAGGCGUUUGGAGGAUCAAGGCACUAGAGGAUGCGGGAGGGUGGCUGGAGAGGACCACGGUCGAGGACAUGGACAUUGCAGUUCGUGCUCAUCUAAAGGGAUGGAAGUUCAUCUACCUUAAUGACGUGGAGUGCCAAUGCGAGUUGCCAGAGUCCUAUGAGGCUUACAGAAAGCAGCAGCAUCGGUGGCACUCAGGCCCUAUGCAGUUGUUUAGGCUCUGCUUGCCAGACAUCAUCAGAUCUAAGAUUGGGUUCUGGAAGAAGUCCAACUUAAUAUUUUUGUUCUUCCUCCUCCGGAAACUCAUAUUGCCUUUCUAUUCCUUCACCCUCUUCUGCAUCAUCCUCCCCCUAACGAUGUUUGUUCCUGAAGCUGAGCUUCCUGCAUGGGUAGUCUGCUACAUACCUGCGACCAUGUCUUUCCUCAACAUCCUGCCAGCCCUGAGAUCCUUCCCCUUUAUUGUCCCGUAUCUUCUAUUCGAGAACACCAUGUCGGUGACCAAGUUCAACGCGAUGAUCUCGGGUCUCUUCCAGCUUGGGAGUGCCUACGAAUGGGUUGUCACUAAGAAGUCUGGUCGUUCCUCCGAGGGUGAUCUUAUUUCUCUGGUGAAGAAGGAGCCCAAGCAGCAGCGAGGUGCCUCAGCACCCAACCUUGAAUCGAUGGCAAAGGAGGAACCCCGACCAAGAAAGGAAUCAAAGAAGAAGCACAAUAGGAUAUACCGGAAGGAGCUAGCACUUGCUUUCCUUCUGUUAACUGCUUCCGCUCGUAGCUUGCUGUCGGCGCAGGGUAUCCACUUCUACUUCCUCCUGUUCCAAGGAAUCUCAUUUCUACUGGUGGGCCUUGAUCUGAUAGGCGAGCAGAUUGAUUGAAAUAGCAGUUUUAAGUCAUGGAGAGAAACAUUGUCGCUCGGGAAAGGGUGCACGACGUGAUGCCCCUCCCUUCCCUUUCUGGAGAGAAAUCAAGUAAAACUUCCUCUCUAUGGAGAUGUAGAUAGUUCCACUCUCAGCCUGCUGCAUGCUUUAUUCUUUCAGGUAUGAUUCUUUUGUAAGAAAUUUUUGAUGUGCAGGGGGGAAUUUACCUACAGUAAAAACAAGUUUCUCCUUUCUGUUUGAAGACAGUUGAUAGUGAAAUAAGCUCAGGUUGAAUCAUUAUGUUGUGAAUUCCUCCUAUGAGGACACUGAAUGACUUCAAUAUUACCUUUACAUGAUGCAAAAGAUCAAUUUCUUAUUCCA
Molecule: messenger RNA, 2881 nt
Organism: Musa acuminata AAA Group (dessert banana)
Lineage: Eukaryota; Viridiplantae; Streptophyta; Magnoliopsida; Zingiberales; Musaceae
Product: probable xyloglucan glycosyltransferase 9
Exons: 5
Coding region: 407-2518 (703 amino acids)
Cellular component (GO): Golgi apparatus
Molecular function (GO): glycosyltransferase activity
Source: RefSeq, a predicted model, not a curated record